Trichechus manatus latirostris (Florida manatee) is the source of this 957-nucleotide messenger RNA. RefSeq names its product retinol dehydrogenase 16. Bases 1 to 957 code for a protein of 318 amino acids. Gene Ontology annotation, molecular function: all-trans-retinol dehydrogenase (NAD+) activity. Gene Ontology annotation, biological process: retinol metabolic process; steroid metabolic process. NCBI's taxonomy places the organism in Eukaryota, Metazoa, Chordata, Mammalia, Sirenia, Trichechidae. The record is from RefSeq and is a predicted model, not a curated record. Gene Ontology annotation, cellular component: intracellular membrane-bounded organelle. The transcript is spliced from 4 exons.
AUGUGGCUCUACCUGGUGGGCCUCGUGAGCCUGUACUACCUUCUGCGCUGGUACCGGGAGAGGCAGGUGGUGAGCCACCUCCGAGACAAGUACGUCUUUAUCACGGGCUGUGACUCGGGCUUCGGGAAUCUGCUGGCCAGGCAGCUGGACCUGCGAGGCUUGAGAGUGCUGGCUGCUUGUCUGACGGAGCAGGGGGCCGAGCAGCUGAGGGGUCAGACGUCAGACAGGCUGGAGACAGUUAUCCUGGACGUCACCCAGACAGAGAGCAUUGCUGCAGCCACCCAGUGGGUGAAGGAACACGUAGGGGACAGAGGUCUCUGGGGCCUAGUGAAUAACGCUGGCAUCUCCGUGCCCUCGGCACUCAAUGAGUGGCUGACCAAACAGGACUUUGUGAAUAUACUGGACGUGAACCUGCUGGGGGUGAUCGAGGUGACCCUGAACCUGCUGUCCCUAGUGAGGAAGGCGAGAGGCCGUGUGGUCAAUGUCUCCAGUGUCUUUGGCCGGGUGUCCCUCUGUGGUGGGGGCUACUGCAUCUCCAAGUACGGUGUAGAGGCCUUUUCAGACUCUCUCAGGAGAGAGCUCUCCUCCUUUGGGGUGAAGGUGGCUAUUAUUGAGCCUGGUUUCUUCAAGACUGGAAUUAACAAAACAGAGACACUUUUACUGAAGUUGCAGGAGCGGUGGGACCAGGCCAGCCUGGAUGUCAAGGAGGCCUAUGGCAAGAAGUUCCUGGAUUCCUACAUGAAAAUGAUUGAAACCAUGGGAAAAAUCUACUCAUCUAAUCUGUCCUUGGUGACGGACUGCAUGGAACACGCAUUGACUGCCUGCCACCCCCGGACCCGGUACUCGCCUGGCUGGGAUGCCAAGCUCUUCUACCUUCCCAUGAGCUACAUGCCCACUGCCCUGGUGGAUGCUGUGGACUACUACUUGCUCCUUCCAAGGCCUGAACAGGCCCGGUGA